Messenger RNA from Plasmodium adleri (nom. inval.), 7221 nucleotides. Its product is annotated as conserved protein, unknown function. Lineage: Eukaryota; Apicomplexa; Aconoidasida; Haemosporida; Plasmodiidae. The coding region runs from base 1 to 7221 and encodes 2406 amino acids. Gene Ontology annotation, molecular function: protein binding. The record is from RefSeq and is a predicted model, not a curated record. The transcript is spliced from 2 exons. Gene Ontology annotation, biological process: proteasome-mediated ubiquitin-dependent protein catabolic process. Gene Ontology annotation, cellular component: cytoplasm; nucleus.
AUGGAUACAGGAAAAUUGAAUGAACCAAAAGAAUUAAUUGAAAUAAAUAAAAUAAAUAAUAUUUUUUCAUAUCCCUUUUCUUUUUUUAACUUUAUAAAUCAUCACAAUUUUGUUUUACAUAUAUUUCGUGUGUUGCAUAUAUCAUCAUAUAGUAUAAUGGACCCCAAUGAUGACAAAUAUGAUGAAAGACAAACAAUAGACACAAAAAGAAUUAUGUACAACAAAUAUAUGAUGAGGGUAAAACAAAAUAUAUACAACUUCAAAAUGAAAAAAGAAGGAUUAAAAUAUAUUCCUAAUAAUAAUAUUUGUUCUUUAUUAAAUAGUGGUGGCCAUAUAAAAAUCUCUAUUCUGUUAAAAAGAAAAAAUAUCUUUACAAUUAAUAAAUAUUUUAAUAAUAUAAUAAAUAUUAUGAAGAAAAAAGGAUAUAAUGAAGAAAAGGUCAAAUGGUGUAUUAUUAAAUGUGGAAAUGAAAAUUUCAAAAAAUAUAUAUUUUACAAACAAUUAGAAAAUGUAAUAUAUAAAAAAAUAUGUAGAUGUAAAAAUAUGAAAAAUGAACGACUUAUUAUGUUAUUUAAAAAUCAGCAUAUAGUAGAUAAUAAUAUAGAAUUAUAUAUUUGUUAUUAUAAAAUUAUAUUCUUAUUAUUUUUAAUAUUAGAACACUGGAAUAUUUUAUACUUACAAUUUUGUAUGUUUGUAUAUAAAUAUAUAAAUAUAUACAGAAGUAUGUUUCAUUACACAUCAUUUUUGAUGUAUCAUUAUUUUGAUGAAAUAAAAUUGAAUAAUCUUAUAAAAAGAUUAUAUCAAAAUUUAAUAUCAUUUAAUAAUUUUAUUUUUUUUGAUAAUGAAUAUAAUUAUGAGAUAAAUGAUGAAAAAAAAAAUUUGUCCAUAUUAUAUAUAUUGAUAAAAAAUACUCAUAUUUUUAGAAAAGGAGAAUUAAAUAAUAUUAACAAAAUAAAUAAUUUAUUUUUACAUUUUUUACAAUAUAAAAAAAUUGCCAUAAAAGCAUAUAGAGUGAACCAAAUAAAAUCAUAUAAAAUGACUUAUAAAAUAGAUAAUAUAUUAUUAUAUAUUUCUCUCAUUAUAAUUUCUCAUUAUGUUACUAUUCGUAAUCUUAAUACUAUUGAAUUGUUGAUAAUCCGUAUAUAUUUAUGUAUAAAAAAAUAUUUGAAUCAAAAUGAAUUAACCGCAGAAAAUGUAAUAAUACCAUUUUAUAUUGUAUGUAUGGAAAAAAAAAAAGGAAUAUCAAAAUUACAUGAGUCCUAUAAGAAUUUAAUAAUUUAUCCAAAUUAUAAUUAUAUAUUUAUUCUUUUUGUAAAUGCACCAAAUUACAAAAACUGCAAUAGUAAUCAUCUUUUCUUUGUGAAUAAAAAAACGUCCUCAACGUUUAAUACAAAUUAUGUUAUUUCAAUAAGAACUCAUAAUGAUUUUAUAUACAACGCUUUAUCAUUUCAUGGAACAAAUAUGUUGAUAUGUAAAUAUAAAUCACAAGGAGAACAUAUUUAUAAUAAUAUAUUUAAUAAUAAUAAUAAUUCAAAAUUAUAUGAAUCUUUUGUUUCUUUAUUGAAUAAACAAAAUUUCUCUUCCAUAUACAUGAACAAACUGUUAUAUUGCAGUGCACUAUUAAAAACAUUAUAUUUUAUAUGUAAUUCAAAAAAGUCUACCAUUUAUGUUCCCUUUAAAUAUACAAAUACAUAUGAUCUUUCACCCGUAUUAUUGAUUGUUCAUAUAUUUUAUUAUAUUAUAAACCAUAAGAAAUAUUCACAGAAAUUAACAUAUUUUGAAAAGGAUCUCAUACACGCAACAUGUACACCUAUGUUAUAUAUUAUAUAUAAUUUUUUCUUAAUCAUAUUAAACCACAUAAAGGCAUUAGUAAAUUUUAUACUAUUAUGUAUAUAUCAGUUUUCUAUAUAUUCAAUACUUAUAUUGAUAAAAUAUAAAUUUUUUUCAUUUGCCAAUAUGAAGAAUAAAAACAAGAAUGAACGAAUGUCAUUAGAGUAUUAUAAUCUAAAAGAAAUAGACAGAAAGAUGUUUUUAUUUAAUUAUGAAGAUAUAGAGAAAGGUAAAGAUUCUAUCAAUAAAUUACCCAUUCUUAACCAAAGAAAAAAACAAAAGAAAAAAAAUAUAAUAUCAUCUGUCAAAUAUAAUUAUGAACUCAAAAGUUAUAAUACUAAUAAUGAAAAGAAAAUACAUUCAUAUAAACAUUAUAUUAAAGGUAGGAAAUUGAAAAAUAUAAAUAUAUCUGAUCAAAAUGAUAAGGAUAGUAAUAAUAAUAUUAACGCAAAUUAUAUCAAUAAUGAAAAUGAUAUGUUAUAUAAUAGGUAUCAUAAUAUGUGUAAAUAUAAACAGUAUUGUAAUAAAGACACAUAUAUUAAAAAAGUUAUAGGAAAGAAGGCAGAAAAAUGUACAAAUAUACAAGGUGAAAAAAGCCCACGUUAUAAUUUUAAUUAUAUGCCACCAUUGUUGUGGAUUUAUAAAAUAUUAAAUUAUGAAACUAAUUACAUAUAUAACAUUAUAAAACAUUCCCAUAUGUUUUGUAAGGCAAUAAUGUGUACAUCAGAUAAAACUAAUAAUUUAUCUUAUAGAAAUAAAAAAUCACAAGGUUAUUCAAACAAAAGGAAGAAUAAAAAAAGCAAAACCAAUGAUCGUGAUGAAAGGAAUAAAAAGGAAACAAAAAAAAAAGGUAAUAGUAGUGGGUCCGAUUUUGAUUUAGAAUCAGAUUCGGAUGAUGAAGAAGAGCAAGAUGAAGAUGACAAUGAAGAUGAAGAUGAAGAGAAAGAUGAGGAAGAAGAUGAGGAAGAAGAAAAUGAAAAGAAUGACCAGAAAGAAGGAAAGGAAGAAGAUGAUGAAGGAGACGACGAUUAUGAUGAUGAUGACUAUGAUGAUGAUGACUAUGAUAAUGACGACUAUGAUGAUGACGACUAUGAUGAUGACGAUGAUAAUGAUGAUGAUGAAGACGAUGAGGAUGAUGAUGACGACGAUGAUGAUGAGGAUGAUGAUGACGACGAUGAUGAUGAUGACGAUGACGACGAUGAUGAUGACGAUGAUGAAGACGAGGAAGAUAAUGAUGAUGAUGAUGAUGAUGACGACGAUGAUGAUGAUGAUGACGACGACGACGAUGAUAAUGAUGAUGACGACGAUGACGAUGAAGAAGAAGAUACCAGGGGAGAAACGGAUGAUAAUAUAUGUGAAAAAGAAGAACUAGAAGAUGAUGAUGACACAUAUGAAUAUAGUGAUGAGGAUAGCACACAUAAAGAUAGCAAUAAAAAAAGAAGGAAAAAACGAAAUAAUAAAAAAAGUAAAAGAAAGAGAAAAAGAAAAUGUAAAUAUGAUGAUUAUUGUGAUGAUAAUGAAAAUGAAGAUAUUAGAAAAGAAAAUGAAAAAGAAGAAGAAAGUUAUUACAAUAAGAAGAAAAAUUUAUAUCUGGAGAAAAAAAAUAAGAAAUUUAAACACAAUUAUAUAUAUUUAAAGAAUUUAUUUAAGGAAAAUAUAUGUAUUAAUACAUUAAAUGUUUCAAAUUUUAUAUCUGUUAGUAAGGACAAAUUAACAGCUACAUACACUGCUUGGGGAAAGCAUACCGAUAUAGCAUGUGUUCAAGUUAAUAAAUGUGCCUUAAGAGAUUGUAGUAUAUAUUAUUUUGAAGUGGAAGUAUUAAAUUGUAGCAACUUUUCUAAAAUAGUUAUUGGAAUGACAAACAAAAAUUAUACUAUUAAUAAGAAUCCGGGCUCUGAAUAUAAUUCAUUUGGUUAUAAAAAUGAUGAUGGAAAAAAAAUUAUUGAUGGAAAGAUUGAAAAUUAUUGUAAUGGAUAUACCAAAUAUGAUAUUAUUGGAUGUGGUAUUAAUUAUUUUGACAAUAGUGCAUUCUUUACAAAAAAUGGAAAAUAUUUAGGUAAGGCAUGUACCAUAAAUUUUAAAUAUGAUUAUUAUGCAACUGUUGGUUUAAGUACAUUAGGAGAUCGUAUUAAAUUUCAUUUAAACAAUUUCUGUUUUGAUAUUUAUAAUAUGAUAUAUGAAGAAAGUGAAAAAGAAAGAAAAAUAAUUAAAUCAAUAUAUGUACAAAAAGAUAUAUUUUCUGAUAUCAUUAAAUCGCAUUUGAUAAAAUGUGGUUAUUUCAACACGUACAAAUCUUUUAUGAAUUAUUUAGAAAAAAAUAAAUAUAUUGAUGACAAUAAUAGUACUGAAAGUUCGACGAAUCAUAACAAUGGAAUGGAUGGUAAUAUAUUUCCAAACAAAACGAAUACAUCCAAUAAUUCACAAAAGAAAGUAGAUAAUUCUUCAAAUAAUAAAAAUGAGGAGGAAAAAAAUAAUAAGAAUAACACAAAAGAAAUAAAAAAAGAAAAUGAAAAAGAAGAAAUGGAAAAUAAUAAUAAAAGUUCUGAAGGUAAUCAAGUACAAAUCGAAAAAGAAGAAAAAAAAAAAAACAAAAGUGAUAUAAACAUUAACAUAAAAAAUAAUACUAUGAAAAAUGUAACCGAACAGAAUCCAUACAAAUCUGUUACUUCGGAACAAUUAGAUGUUACAGAAGAAGAAAAUGAAAAUAAAAAGAAAAAAGAUAGUGAACACGAAAAUAAUGAGAAAAAUAUAUUAAAUUCUAUUUUGAAAAAUUAUUUGAACGUUUGUGAUAAAUUCGAUAAGAGUAAAAAGGUAGACGAAGAAAAAACUGAAACUAAUAAUGCAGUUAUGUUGAAUGAACCUGAUAAAAUUUCUAUAGUAAUCCCUCCAGGUAAUGAAAAAGAAAAAUGUGAUGAUAACAAAACAAUGAGAAUAGAAGGGGAUAACCAUAAGGAAGAUGUUAUAGAUGGAAAUGAAAAGCAUUUGGAAGAGGAGAAGUUAAAUAAAAAGGAAAUAAAUGAGGAGAAGGGAAAUUUCAAUAAGGAAGAAAAAGAGAAAAAAGACGUGGAUGAUGUAAAAUGUGUAAAAGAUAUGAAAGGUGUGGAAAAUGUGAAAGAUGUGGAAGAUGCAAAAGAUUUGAAAGAUGCAAAAGAUUUGAAAGAUGCAAAAGAUUUGAAAGAUGCAAAAGAUGAGAAAGAUGCAAAAGAUGAGAAAGAUGCAAAAGAUUUCAAAGAUGGAAAAGAUUUGAAAGAUGAGAAAGAUUUGAAAGAUGGAAAAGAUGGGAGAGGAGAAAAGGACUUAAAAGGAGACGUUGGAAAAAAUGAACUUGUGGAAUGUGCAUCCAAUAUGUUAAAAGAAUACAAUUUUAGUAAUUAUAAUUAUCGGGGUGUCAGUUUACAAAAUGCCUUAUGGGCAUCAAGCAAAAAUAGUUUAAGUAAUAUAAUAAAUAUAAGAAAAGAUUCAAGUUCUAUAUUAUUGAAUAGAUUAAGAAAUAAAAGGAGUCUAACUUCUAAAGAUGAUUUGAAUGUAUUAGCAAGUAGUUUUAUGAAUGCUAAAAAAGAUGCCAAAAAAAAUGAUAAUGAUAUUAAUAAGAAAAUACAUGUUCUUCUAAAAGAAAAAUCUAGUAUUUUUAAAAAUGAAAAAAAAAAAUUAUGUAAGAAAGGAAGUAAAUGUUAUUCUAAUGAUAAAGAAUAUAUUACUAAAUAUUUUAUGAAUUUAUAUUUAUCCGAAGAUAAGUUAAAUAAAAUGAUCGAUUCUUUAGAAACUAGAUAUAUCAUCAGAAAUAAUAUUAUGGAAGGAAAUAUUAUAAAUGUAUUGAAUAUAUUAGAAGAGGAAUAUUCAGAAAUGUUUACGAGUGAGCAAGCUAUAUUUAACAUAGCUAUGUUAUAUACACAACAAUUAAUAGAAAUAUUAAAACCAAAUAAAAAAUAUAUAAAGUCCUUAUCAUUAAGAAAAAGAGAAAAUGAUAAAAAUAAAAAUAGAGAAAUUUGUAAUAAUUGUGAACUAGGAAAAAACAAAUAUAAUGAUAGUUUAUGUAGUGAUAGUAGUUAUAAAACAUACAACACUUUAAGUGAUAAUCAUUUUUAUGAUGAUAUAAAAACCGAAUACAAUUCUUCAGAUAGUUUAUUCUGUGAUGAAGAAUUAUCAUUUGUUGAUAAAAAAAAUAAUGUAAUAACAUCAAAGCUAGAAAAAGUAUAUAAUGGAGAAUAUAAAAAAAAUAAAAAAAAUCACAAAAUGAAACAUAAUAAUAAUAAAAAAGAAUAUGAAAAUGAUAAUAAAAAAUUAAAUGAUGGUGAAAAACAUAAUAUAAAUGACAUGAAUAAUAAUGUAAAUAAUGGUAAUAAUAAUAUGAAUAUAUUAAACAAUAACUCAAAAAACACAAAAGGAGAUAUGAAUGAUAUGGUAGCAUCUAAUACACUAAAUAUACAUACAACAAAUGAUAAAGAAAAUAACAUAAUAAAAGAAGAAAAUAUAGGAGAAAACAACAUAGAUUCCUAUAAUAAAGAUAAAAAAAAUGAAUUACAUAAUGAAGAUUUUUUAAAAGAAAAGAAAAUGGAACAAAUUAUAUAUCAAAAUAUUUGUUCGAAUUAUGACGAAAAUUUUUCUAGAACAAAUAAUUUGCAGGAAGAUUACAAAUCCCAUUUUAAUAAGUUAUUGAAACAAUAUGAAUUUUUUAAUGACGAUAAUCCAUAUAAAAAUAAAUGUAAAAGGAAUAAUUAUAAAAAUACAUACACAGAACAAAAUUAUAUAUCUUCUAGUUCACACGAAGACAUAUUUUCUGAUUCUGAUAGCAAUGAUUCAAAUUUUAAUGAAAAGUUUUAUGAAUAUAAUGAUAUAAAUUUUGAUCAAAUAUAUCAAUAUAUAUAUAAAAACAAAAUACCAUCAAACAAUCAACAAUUAAAAUUUAAAAAGGAUCAUAUGUAUUUAGCUCUCUUAUGGAUAAAAGAAAAAUUAUCUUUAUUUAAUAAAUAUAAUUUACUUAAUGUCAGACAGUGUAUUCUAGAUACAACUUCUCUAAUAGCUUAUCAUAAACCAUAUAAAGAGAAAUUAGUUCGUAUGUUCUUCUCUCGAAAUAGAAAUUUAUUAACGUUUAAUUCUAUAAACGAAGGAAUAUUAAAUAUAUGUUUAAACGUUCCCGUCUACUCCCCCCUGGAAAUAAUGGUCAAACACUUGAUUUUAUGCAGGAAUUUAUUACGUGAGAAAAAAGGCAAUAUAGGUAUUAUUUAUGAUUGCAGUUAUGUGUGUCAACCUUAUAAAAGAUACAUGAUAAAAAUAAAAAAUAACAAAAAAAAAAGAAGAUACUUUAAAGAAACAAGUACGAAAUUAAAAAACGAAAAAAAUUCACUAAAUGGAAAACUCAAUGAUGAUAAAAGAUUAUCUAUAUUUCAAUAA